Messenger RNA from Cephus cinctus (wheat stem sawfly), 3198 nucleotides. RefSeq lists its product as uncharacterized. The transcript is spliced from 7 exons. Lineage: Eukaryota; Metazoa; Arthropoda; Insecta; Hymenoptera; Cephidae. Bases 377 to 1057 code for a protein of 226 amino acids. The record is from RefSeq and is a predicted model, not a curated record.
UUGUUAACUUGGGCUAGGAUGUAUAACACAUGAUAACACACAAAUAAACCGUCAAAAGGUUUAUUUCUCCCGAAUUUUGACAGAAAGAAAAUAAGCGCGCGUUAUCUUUGAAUUUACAACAAUAAGCUGACGGUGGUUUGCUGAAGUGCAACAAUGGAAUUAUUAGGAAGCAGCGUGCGCCACCGCGACUCGCCGUGAUUGGAAAAUGUUCAGAUCAGGAUCGAGAAGACGGUGAUGAAUUGCGGCUAAUUUUUGCGUGCUCACAAUGUUGGGGUGCGGUCACAAGUCAUCCCUUGUGUUUCACGUGAAAUUCAAGAAGGGCGAAUAAAGUUUCCGAUCAUUUAGAUGACGGUGCGACGCCGUAGGACGUCAGGUCAUGGGGGCCUGCCUCGGCCGCUGCUUUGCCAAUGUCACCGACCUCACGCCCUUCAGGUCCUACCACAGACAUUCUGGUAUGUCUUUCCAAGAGGAUGAAACUGUUGAAUUCAGUCAGUUUAUGGAUCAGGAUAAUGAUGUAAACCAAUCCACAGGAACCAAAAGCCUACUAUCGUUUCUUUCUCUGAAACGAUUCAAGAAGAGGAAUGGGGCUCCUGUGGCUUUGGAGUUAGCAGAGGAUGGAGGUUGGCCAAGGGUUUCCAAAAAAUAUGCAAGACUAUCCUCAAAAAAUAAUGCUUCAUCAAGUUCUGGUUUGGAUACUCCUCUUCAGACUCUUGAUGCAAGGAACCUAAUGAAACACCAAGGAUGCAUUUCGUCAACUCCUGGUUCUUCCUUAGAUCUCGAAUGGGAACAUGAAGGAAUGCCAUUACCUGUGACGGAUGAUGACAGAGCAGAAAGUACUGAUGCUUCAUUGACUCAGCCUUCAGCAAAUAAUAGUCAACCAUCUAGUUUAACAGCAUCACCUUGGUCAAGAGUGUCAACCCCAAAUAGUUUAGAAUGGGAUCCUGUCGAAGCAGAUAUGGUAUGUGUGGACGUAGAGACUGAGCAAUUAUUAACGGAAAUAGAAAGAUUAACGGAUAGAGCGUUAAAGGAAACGGGUGAAUGGACUAGUACCAGCUGAUAUAAUACUAAAAUGGAAAAAAAAACUAACUAUGUUUAUCAGGGGCUGUUUGUAUUUUUGUAUACUACUAGAAGGUGCUCGAAGUGCGAUGACUUCUCUUCGUUAUAAGAAAUAUGAUCGUCAUUGUUGAUAAUGAUCGCGCAUUUGACUGGACUUCGUUUGAGACCAAAGAACUUAACAGAGACUAAAUAUUCAUAUAAUUAAUUUAUCACAUCGAAUUGAAGGAAACGACAGUGAUAUCACGAAUUACAUUGAGCCAGCUGUUAUUGAAUAAAAUAAAUAACACAAGAAUACAAAUUAGUAAGUGGUAAAUAUUGCAUUGAAUCAAUAUUAAAUAUCAAUUACCCGACGGGAUCUGAGAAUAGUAUCAUUACCUCACCGAGUAUUAAUAUAUAAAAAGUUUUAAUGUACUUUUCGAACUGUAUUUUUUUUAUUUUAAAUGUGCCACAAUUCUUUUCAGGAAUUGAGACUAUUGAAAUGAUGAAAAUAACAAAUAUAUAUUAAUAAUAUCUUAUUGGCAUCUACUGAAAAUACCACUUGUACUAUUAGUUUCAUAGUGAGCCACAGAAUUAAUCGAAGAGUUGAAAAAUCCAUUCAAAUGACAGAAUAGCCACUGCGUAACAGCGACAAUUUAUGAGAAAAUAUUCAGAGUAGCAAUGAUAAGAUUAUUACUGAUUAUUAGGUUAGUGUACAGAGACAUUUUCCAAUAAGAAUGGACUGUUGUAUCAUAGUUAGAUAGCUGGUAUGUAAAUUCUAUUAAAAAAUUGCAAGGAGUGGAUGAUUGCUAUUACCAAAUAGGUUGCCUUAUGAUAUAAAAAAUAGAGAAAGCGAGAGAAUGUUAUUAUCUAUUCUAUUUUAUGGUUAUUGCACUGCUUAAAAUGUACAUUUCGUUGCGCACUUGUACAAAGGGAUAUUUAGGUAUACUUUCUUGUAGAGAUAGAUUUGGAUUUUUAGCCUAAUUAUAAGCAGUUGAUACAGCUGUAUAAAUAAUAACGUUAAAAACAUCACUAAUAACAGUAACUAUUAUAUAAGAAUAGUAUAAAUAAUACAAUAAGUAAAAUGUUUAGAGUAUAUGAGAUAAAAUAUGAGAAGCUUUGACUCUGUAUCAGCUGUUACAAGGGGGGUAUCAAUGAAUUUCCAAUAAUCAUCUAAAAAACCAUGACAAGGUAAAGUAUAGAUUCUUGCAAAACGCUUCGAGUCCCAUUAAUCUCAGCUACUCAGUCAAUUAUUUGUAAUGUAUUUCAUGAAGAAGCAGCUAAUAAACAAAAAGGGAUUAAUAACGUUUACGAUUGAAAUAUUUAUAACUUCACAAUUUGUUAUCGCGUAGCAAGGAGUUUUGUGUUUUCCUGCUGUUCGUGAUUUUUUUUCCAUUGUGUAUCAUGAGGACAUUGAUUAAUUACGCUGUUAUCGAUUCAAAAUGACUGGGACCAACGGUGACGCACGCAGUCAUGCGCUGAAUUGAAAUAUCGAAUUUCAUUUGUUAAAUUAUUGUGUAACAUUGUACAAUUCAAAGUGACGAGGCGCACAUAUUUUAUUUUUAUUCGACCUCCUGCAUAAGUCAUGAACGAAUGAAUAUUUCUUUUUUACAAUAUAUUUAUAGAAGGAAUUACAAAUUUUACCACUCUUGGCUUCUAAAACACGAUUGAAUGUGCCUAGAAGUUUAUAGUACAGGGAAUAAUUACGUAUGCUUCUUGUACAAAUAUGUAUAGAAUAAUGUUUUGAGCUUUAAGCGUGCUAAAAUUUGUAUCUGGGUUAGACAAGUUCUCGACAAUUCAUGGGCCAUUUGUGCUGGACACAUAGCAGAGUUAGAAAAAAAAAGAAUUCAGCGUUAUAUCGAAUUUAUAUAGGGCGAUGAAGUCUUUGAAAGAUUAGUAAAUGUAGCCUAAAAACUAUAAGAAAGUUUUGUGACAACUGUCAGCGUAUAUACUAAUAAGGACUUAUCUAUAUCGCAUCGAAUUUUUGCGUCAAGUGAUAAAAUAGUGCAAAUUAGCAUUCCAUUAGUCUCCACCUAGAUGGCCCGAGGAUUAAUCGUAGAUAUCAUAUCAAGUUUCUAGUCAGAUAUUAAAGUAAUCCGCUAAUGACGUGACGAUGCACGUGAGAAUAAUGAAAAGUUAAAUCAUUUUUGGGGUAUUGUAAUGAUU